AUGGAACCACCCCCCCGCCCGGCACGUACGCGUACGGAUUGGGAGAAGGAUUUUAAACUCUGUGAGCACACAGUAGCCGAGUGGGAAGCUCAACGUCCAGAAUUCCAGAAAUUAUACCUCCAGGAAAAUCUCAAGCUUCCAGAGAUAAGGAAAAUCAUGGCGCAAAACCAUGGUUUCUAUGCAAACAAGAGACAGUUCGAUAGAAAAAUAAAACAUUGGGGACUCAACAAAAACCUUAAGAGGAAGGAUGCGAUUGCAAUGCUAAAAAAACAAAAUGAAAGACUCAUGUCUGAGAGAAAACAGACUAAGUUUACAUUCAACAAGUUGCCAAUAACUAUGGAGAAACUGCAGCGGCACGCUCCCGGAUAUCAACCAGGCGAUUCCCCCUCGGCAGCUACUCCGGACUACGUUCAAUAUUGGACUCCCCGGAAUCCUGAUCCUGGGACGCCCAGCGAAUCAUAUGGAACCCCAAGAAUCGAUAACGAUAGUACACCAAUGGAGCAAAAUCCAGAGACGCCUCGCCCUUACCUCACGCAUUAUCAGCCUGUAAAUUCACUCAAUCAUGAUAUGCAGUCUCCACUAGGCACAUACAUCAACCCUCUUUAUAUCAAUAGUGAAGAUACCGAGAUGGUUGAUGUGGAGAGCAUCCCUCCCGGGCCCGAAUUGGUUUUUCCUGUCAAUUCGAUCAUUGAAAGCCAGCACGAAGAAAACCACACCCUCAUUUCCUCUCCACCCCGCUCCCAAUAUAUCGACAGCACCAUGAUAUCUACUAUUACCAUGGGAGCGGAGAAAUAUCUAGGUAUUUUAGAUAGAUCGUCGGAGUCUCGUCGCUAUUUGAACAUUUCCCAGGACCUGGAGGAAAAAGGUACAGAGCGAUCCCCUGGAAACACUCAUAACAGCGCGGGGGAAGACAAUAUACAAAGGUUAUGCCAGCUGCUGCACCGCAAAUAUUUCUCAGAGCUAGAGAUCCUUCCUCUGAUUGGGAAUGGUGUAGACUUAUGUAUUCAGUGUAGUUGUUGCUCAGACACCCCUCUACAUAUAGCGGCACAAAAUGGGCACGAAGCGGUGGCCCGCCUGCUGCUGGAGGAGGGUGCGGAUGUCUCUGCUCUUGGGAAAGAAGACUCAUGGACUCCCCUACAUGUAGCGGCACAAAAUGGGCACGAAGCGGUGGCCCGCCUGCUGCUCGAGAAGGGCGCGGGUGUCUCUGCUCUUGAUGUUGAAUCAUGGACUCCCCUACAUGUAGCGGCAUACAACGGUCACGAAGCGGUGGCCCGCCUGCUGCUCGAGAAGGGCGCGGAUGUCUCUGCUCUUAAUGUUAAAUCAUGGACUCCCCUACAUCUGGCGGCGCAAAGCGGUCACGAAGCGGUGGCCCGCCUGCUGCUCGAGAAGGGCGCGGAUGUCUCUGCUCUUACGAAAGGGUACUCAUGGACUCCCCUACAUAUAGCGGCACAAGAUGGGCACGAAGCGGUGGCCCGCCUGUUGCUCGAGAAGGGCGCGGAUGUCUCUGCUCUUGAUGUUGAAUCAUGGACUCCCCUACAUUUGGCGGCACAAAACGGUCACGAAGCGGUGGCCCGCCUGCUGCUCGAGAAGGGCGCGGGUGUCUCUGCUCUUGUUGUUGAAUCAUGGACUCCCCUACAUUUGGCGGCACAAAACGGUCACGAAGCGGUGGCCCGCCUGUUGCUCGAGAAGGGCGCGGAUGUCUCUGCUCUUACGAAAGGGUACUCAUGGUCUCCCCUACAUAUAGCGGCACAAGAUGGGCACGAAGCGGUGGCCCGCCUGUUGCUCGAGAAGGGCGCGGAUGUCUCUGCUCUUGAUGUUGAAUCAUGGACUCCCCUACAUUUGGCGGCACAAAACGGUCACGAAGCGGUGGCCCGCCUGCUGCUCGAGAAGGGCGCUGACCCACUUGCUGAGACAAGUACUGGCCGCACUCCUUUAGACUUAGCAGCACAGAAUAACCAUAAUACGGUGACCCCCCUUCUUAAGCAAGCCAUAGACGCAAAUUUUCUCUCCUUGUUGCGUUAA
Messenger RNA from Morchella sextelata, 2022 nucleotides. RefSeq lists its product as uncharacterized. Gene Ontology annotation, cellular component: ciliary inversin compartment. The transcript is spliced from 3 exons. The record is from RefSeq and is a predicted model, not a curated record. NCBI's taxonomy places the organism in Eukaryota, Fungi, Ascomycota, Pezizomycetes, Pezizales, Morchellaceae. Gene Ontology annotation, molecular function: protein binding. Bases 1 to 2022 code for a protein of 673 amino acids. Gene Ontology annotation, biological process: protein localization to ciliary inversin compartment.